Molecule: messenger RNA, 966 nt
Organism: Plectropomus leopardus (leopard coralgrouper)
Lineage: Eukaryota; Metazoa; Chordata; Actinopteri; Perciformes; Serranidae
Gene: tmem70
Product: transmembrane protein 70
Biological process (GO): mitochondrial proton-transporting ATP synthase complex assembly
Cellular component (GO): mitochondrial membrane
Source: RefSeq, a predicted model, not a curated record
AGAAGAAGAUAGCGGAAGCGGUAGUCUGCUCUCUGAACACAUCCAUGGCUCCCAGCGUGUGUGGACUUGAAUGAAUCAGUCAGGGUCGCUAACAAAGUCACAAUGUUUUCAGUGAAUCUCCUGCGCAGGUUACGGCCCUGCGGAGUCUCUCAGUCCUUCUGUAACCUGACAGCCUCGCGACAUGUGGCGCAGUUUAUUGACGUGUCCUGUGUGAGAGGAGGACAGCGGCUCCAUGCAGGCAGAAGGUCGUUCCUCAACAACAGCCUCAAGGUGCAGUCCCUCUGUCCGUCCACCCGCUGUCUCUCCACAGCGCCCCACUCUGAGGAUGGGAACCUCAUUUACACUGGCAGCCUGGGCUUAGCUGUCAGAGGAGUGAAGUUUUUCUCUUACAGCACCAGUGCAGCUAGCCUCGCCAUCAUGCCCCAGAUCCUCCUGAAGACCGGGAUAGGAGUCCAGAGCGUCAUCUUGAAGGCGGCUUUCUGCGGACUCAUUGGAUUCUUUACCUUCCUCACUCCUGUGCUCCUCCACUUCGUCACCAAGGGCUACGUGAUCCGCCUGUACCACAACCCGCACACAGACACCUACACCGCCAUCACCUACAAUGUCUUGCUCAUGGAGAAAAAGACUGUGUUCCAGCAGAGGCAGGUCAGGAUCCCUGCCGUCAGUAAGAUGUUCACCACGUUCUACGCCGACAGAGUGGGGCUGCUGGUGAACCCGGACAUGUUUGCUCUGCCGCAUGACUACAACCACCUGAUGGGCUACGAUAAGCCCUUCAGCUUCAGCACAGAUGACGUGGACACACCUGAUAAGAGCUGAACCACUGACUGCGCACAGGCUGAAAGUUAUAUUAGUACUAUAUUAAAACUUCAAACCCCCAUAGAGGACUUGUGUUCAUAAUUAGAUUUCCAGGUUUUUUGUCAAUAUUUUUAAGGAUCUUUCAUGUAAUAAAUUGUAACAUCAUCAUGA